This is a messenger RNA of Labeo rohita (rohu), 1361 nucleotides long. RefSeq names its product gastrula zinc finger protein XlCGF8.2DB. NCBI's taxonomy places the organism in Eukaryota, Metazoa, Chordata, Actinopteri, Cypriniformes, Cyprinidae. The coding region runs from base 142 to 1029 and encodes 295 amino acids. Gene Ontology annotation, biological process: regulation of transcription by RNA polymerase II. The transcript is spliced from 3 exons. The record is from RefSeq and is a predicted model, not a curated record. Gene Ontology annotation, molecular function: DNA-binding transcription factor activity; RNA polymerase II cis-regulatory region sequence-specific DNA binding.
UAAGGCUGUGCCGCGCUCCUACGUCUGUGAUUCAGCUGAAGAAAGGACAAAGUGUCCAAACAAACAAAAACUCCUGGUGAAGCAACGGAGAUCCACGUGACACACUAUUAUAAAGAUGACAUUCAUUGAAGAGGAGAAGACAUGAAGAUUGAAGAAACAUUCAGAGUCAAACAAGAAGAUACUGAGGAACAAACAAAGAUGGCAUUUAUUAAAGAGGAGAGUGAAGACAUGAAGUUUGAAAAAACAUUCACAGUCAAACAUGAAGAUACUGAGGAACAAACAGACAUGACAGCACUUAAAGAGGAGAGUCAAGAAAUGAAUGAAGCAGAAGAGAAAGAUCGGUGUAAUAAACUUGAUUUCAUGACUGCAGAAAGAAAAUCCACAAAGACUGUAAAGAUUUCCUCAGGAAGCAAAGCUCAAGAAUGUCAUGAGUCUUGUGGUCAGUGUGGAAAGUGUUUCAGAGAUAAAGCAAACAUUCAUCAGAACAUGGGAAUUCACUCAAGAGAGAACAUAUGUCAUCAGUGCAAACAGAGAUUUACAGACAACAAACAGCUUAAGAAUCAUGUCAAAAUUCACAUUGGAGAAAAUCCUUUCAUGUGCCAUCAUUGUGGAAGGGGUUUCCUAAAACAAGUACACCUCAGAAUUCACUUGAGAGUUCACACCAGAGAAAAGCCUUUCACCUGCCCUCAGUGUGGAAAGAGAUUCUCUCAAAAACAAAACAUUAAAGUCCACAUGAGAACUCACACUGGAGAGAAGCCUUUCACUUGCACUCAGUGUGGACACAGUUUUACAUGUAAAGAAAACCUUAAUGAACACAUGAAAAUCCACACCGGAGAGAAGCCUUUCACCUGUCCUCAUUGUGGAAAGAGUUUUGCUAAAAAACGAAACAUGACAGUCCACAUGAGACUUCACACUGGAGAAAGACCUUACACGUGUCUUUGGUGUGAGGAGAAUUUCACCUAUCAAAGAGACCUAAAACAUCAUUUGCGAACUCAUUCAGGGAAGCAAUUGCAGUGUUCCUCAGUGUAGUAAGAGGGUUACAAGGUACAGAAGUUUCAGAAAUAACCUGCAUGUUCACUGUGGAGUAGGCUGUCUCAUUUUUUUUUAAGUGUAAUUUUAAAAUCAUCACACUUAAAAAUACACAUGAAGAUAUCAUGCAGAUGUAAGUCCCUCGAAUUUGCUAUAGUUUUGAUGCCUUUUGAAUUCCAUAAGUAUAACUUUGUUGUGGUCAUUUUUGUUAAACAUAAUUUCUGUUGUUACAGAUAAUGAAAAUCUCUUAUUUUCAUUUUAACAAUAAUACCAACAUUGUGUUGAAUUGUAAUAGUGGCAAAAUUUGAAAAAAUUCAAAAAUUGAAUUGUAA